Danio rerio (zebrafish) is the source of this 641-nucleotide messenger RNA. RefSeq names its product glutamate receptor, ionotropic, delta 2 (gene grid2). Gene Ontology annotation, biological process: monoatomic ion transport; regulation of postsynaptic membrane potential; regulation of synapse assembly. NCBI's taxonomy places the organism in Eukaryota, Metazoa, Chordata, Actinopteri, Cypriniformes, Danionidae. The record is from RefSeq and is marked provisional. Gene Ontology annotation, cellular component: postsynaptic membrane; membrane; postsynaptic density membrane. Gene Ontology annotation, molecular function: monoatomic ion channel activity; signaling receptor activity; ligand-gated monoatomic ion channel activity.
GACAGCGCCGGGUACUGAUGCUGCUGCCCGUGUAGUCGCAUCUAUCCUGGGGGCCUCCUCCCACUCAUCCCAGCUCGAGAAUCCGCAUGUAGAGUCGUUCGGUGUCUGUCGCAGAAAAAAAGUCUCCGCAGUACUGCAUCGGAAUAAGGGCUCAGUGCACAAAUCUUCUUCAACUGUAUUCGUGGCUGUGAGUGUGGCGCUUUUCUGCAUCAGCGCAAAGGAAGUUCUGUUCAGUCGUGCGGUGGGUGAUGCUGUGAGAUGCGUCGUGUUUAGCGCACGGAACCCCGAUUUAUUUGCCCAGACGGGAGAAUAGAAGAAGCCAACAGUGCAUGUGGGCACGUUUUAACUUUGAUUCGGAUUUUUUUCAGGAUGUUUUGACGGGUGCUCUCCUAACGGGUUGACUGAAGAUUUCGCCUUCAAGAGAAGCCCAUUCGAGGCAAAAAAAAAGCAGUUUCAAAGGAGGACAAGCAGCCUCUCCGCACGGGAUUUAAACCUACUGUCUCUUCGGCAUCUUUUUCAAUCGAGAGAGGAUAGCUAUUAACAGAAGGAGACAUGAAAGUUUUUCCGGCAGUAUUGUUUCUGAUCACAUUUUGGAGUCUGGAGUGGGAACCUGUUCUUCCCGAUUCAAUCAUUCACAUCGG